ACGCUCACUCAUCCAAGUCCUGCUUUCUAAACGCAGCACUGCGCCUACACUUUGAGUGAAGAAAGAGAAUAACCCGUCAAAAUGACUCGUGGUAACCAGAGAGAAAAUGCGCGCAAGAAGAACUUGGAAAAACAGGCCAAGGCCAAAUCCAAGAACACCAUGAGCGGAACUGAAUAUCAGCGAGAAAAGGAAAAGGCGGCAGAAAUUAUGCGAGAGAAGCAGCGAAAAGCCUUGGAGAAAAAAGCUGCUGAAGCAGCCGCCGGCGGCGGGAAAAAAUGACACCCGCUACGAGGACUGGCAACUGACAGCUUUCUGGGUUCACUUCCCUUUCUCUUCUUGAUCUUCGUAUUGUCCGCCCAACGCACCUGCUCGAUGCAUCGAGAUUCCCAGCAUAUGACGCCGUCUAUUCUCCCGUCCGUCCUGAACAAUCGAGUUACGCAACUCAACACGCGCUAUACCAGCAUGUUCGUGGCCAUGUAGCCACAGCUGACGUACAUGACCGAAAAAAGGAAGAGAUGAAGAAAAGAGAACUGUGAGAUCAUAACAUUCUAUUCAACUUGAUUUAGCUUUUGGCGUUUCCAUUUAACCCUUGACUUAUUGUCGUCCGGCGUUCACUUCCUCACUCCAUGCAUAUUAGACAAAUUAUUGUUCGAGUUAUUCUUAUUGAAUGAAGAAUAUGAUAUUGAUAUU
Talaromyces stipitatus ATCC 10500 is the source of this 690-nucleotide messenger RNA. RefSeq lists its product as uncharacterized. The transcript is spliced from 3 exons. The coding region runs from base 82 to 279 and encodes 65 amino acids. The record is from RefSeq and is a predicted model, not a curated record. NCBI's taxonomy places the organism in Eukaryota, Fungi, Ascomycota, Eurotiomycetes, Eurotiales, Trichocomaceae.